CAUUGACUCACACAGAAUUAAUUGGCCCAUGCCGUCACUCACCUCUUUUACUUUUUUUUCUCAGAAGUACCAAACAACAAUCUUUCCAGCUCUUCAUCCGGUCAAUUGCUUCGACGCAAACUUCCUCUGUUCCGCAAAACCUCAAUUGAUUCCCCCCCAAACCCCCUACAUCAUCAUUGACAAAAUGGCCGGCGAGAAGGGAAAGGUCUGCUUGGCCUACUCAGGUGGUCUUGAUACCAGCACUAUUCUGGCCUGGCUCUUGGAGCAGGGAUACUCCGUUGUCUGCUACCUUGCCAAUGUUGGACAGGAAGAGGACUGGGCCGCUGUUGAGCAGAAGGCUCUUCAGAUCGGUGCCGAGAAGAUGAUCAUUGAUGACCUCAAGCGCGAGUUCGUCGAGGAGAUCUGCUGGAAGGCUGUUCAGUGCAACGCCAUCUACGAGGACCAGUACCUUCUCGGUACCAGUCUGGCCCGCCCCAUCAUUGCCCGGGGUCAGAUGAAGGCUGCCGCCGCCACUGGCUGCCAAUUCGUUUCCCACGGCUGCACCGGAAAGGGUAACGACCAAGUUCGUUUCGAGCUUGCUUUCUACACAAUCAACCCUGAGAUCAAGGUCAUUGCCCCGUGGCGUGACCCUACCUUCUUCAACCGCUUCCAGGGACGCAACGAUCUCCUUGACUACGCGGCCGAGAAGGGCAUCCCUGUCACCAGCACCAAGGCUAAGCCCUACUCUAUGGAUGACAACUUUGCCCACUGCUCGUACGAGGCUGGCAUGCUCGAGGACCCCGAUGUCACCCCUCCUGAGGACAUGUGGACCAAGACUGUCUCCCCCCUGAAGGCUCCCGAUACCCCCCUCGAUAUCACCAUUCACUUUGACAAGGGUAUUCCCGUCAAGGUCGUCACUCCUGAGCAAACUGCCACCGACGAUGUUGAGCUCUUCGCCCUGCUCAACGCCAUUGGCAAGGAGCACGCCGUUGGCCGUAUUGACAUUGUCGAGAACCGCAUGAUCGGCCUGAAGAGCCGUGGCUGCUACGACUCCCCCGCCAUGACUAUCCUUCGUCUGGCUCACAUUUCCCUCGAGGGUCUCGUCCUGGACGGUAAGGUUCGCGCCUACCGCGACUUGCUGUCCAAGCAAUGGUCGGAGUGCCUGUACAACGGCUCUUACUUCAGCCCUGAGCGCGAGUUCUUGCAGCCGUCUCUGGACCACUCCCAGCAGCGUGUCAACGGCGAGGUCCGCCUCCGCCUGUACAAGGGCAACGCUUACUGCCUUGGUCGCAAGUCCGACGAGAAGCUCUACUCCGAGGAGGAUGCUUCCAUGGACUCUCUCACCACCUUCGACCCCUCCGAGACCUCUGGCUUCAUCACUAUCAACGCCAUCCGCCUCAAGAAGUUCGGUCUCCAGAAGGCCGAGGCCGGUCUCAAGUUCUAAGGAGAAGACGCUUGGAUUCGGAAAAUGCACCUCAAUCGUUCCUAUGCUUAGGCCGACAGAUCGCUGU
This is a messenger RNA of Colletotrichum scovillei, 1490 nucleotides long. Its product is annotated as argininosuccinate synthase. The coding region runs from base 29 to 1423 and encodes 464 amino acids. Gene Ontology annotation, molecular function: argininosuccinate synthase activity; ATP binding. Gene Ontology annotation, cellular component: cytoplasm. The transcript is spliced from 25 exons. The record is from RefSeq and is a predicted model, not a curated record. Gene Ontology annotation, biological process: urea cycle; L-arginine biosynthetic process. NCBI's taxonomy places the organism in Eukaryota, Fungi, Ascomycota, Sordariomycetes, Glomerellales, Glomerellaceae.